CGUUGGGGGGUGGUGGAGUUUUUUAUUUUUAUAAGAGGUAAUACAACGCUCGGUGUGGGAAGUAACCUAUAGGCCGGCUUACCGAAAGAAUUAGAGGAACACUCAAUCAUUCAUGGUGCAGCUUUUGUCAGUCUGUGCUUACUGGCUGCGUAGACUACUGGCACAGAUCGGAAAGAGUGGUAGCCUAGCCUAUUCCUCUAAAUACAUUAUUUACGCAGCAGCGGAUUGCUAGGUAGGCUAAUAUCACCACAAUCACGGAUACUGGCACAGUCCCGCUGGCUGAUUCAUUAACAAAAAUGAAACAAAUAUGUUAUGUUUUACUUUAUUUUUGACAGUCAAAUAGAGAAAAACACGCAUUAUUUUUCUGUGACAGGCUGCAAUGUUCACGGCGGCAUAUAUUAUUAUGGAAUUAUACUUGCGUUACGUAACGACAGAACUAUGAAAUAGAGGACAGCGCGCACCACAGGCGUCAUAUCCAUUAGCCUGCCCUAUACGUCAUUUAUAAAAAGCAGCAGGUAUGUGAUGGUGUCCAAUAGUUGUGUCCAGUCCAGAGGGAGCCGGUGCCACGCUUCGGCUCCACAGGCACAAGGCAGCCGGCAGCUAGAUUACUGAGGGAUUACACGGACACUCGUUAACUCAAUGCCACAAAACCGAGUGGGAAGUCUGGGAACAUCGACCAGGGAGGGACUGAAUGGGCGGUCGGCCAACUGACUGACAGACGGGAAGAGCAGGAUUCUCUACAAUCUCUGUGAAUGUAACUCUCAGCUAAUUUCACCAGCGGGAGUUGAGCUGGGAUCGCUCCGCUAGGAUCAGAGACCAGUGCUGAAUGUCUGCCUCUGCCAUCCAGCGCAUCUAUCUGUAGCAGGCACAGAUGGUGGGGUGUUGCUAUGACAACACUUGCCCUGUACCAGGGUGUGGAGUUGUCUCCUUACUUGCUCUACUGUCUCUGAUAUGAGACCUCAUCAUGCAAUAACCAGUGGACACCAGUAGUCAGCUGAGCCAUGGCAAAACAGGACUCCUCACUGUUCCUCCACGGCUUUGACCUGGGGGGACACUUCAUAGACCCCCGGCCUCUGGGCAGCGGUGCCACUGGUCUGGUUCUGUCUGCUGUGGACAAGCGCAGCGGCCAGCGGGUGGCUGUGAAGAAGCUGGUGAUGCGUGACGCGGUCAGCGUGAAGCACGCCCUGCGGGAGGUCAAGAUCACACGGCGCCUGCAGCAUGAGAAUGUUGUGCGCGUGCACGAGGUUCUGGGUCCUUACGGCCACCCGCUGCCUCGCGACCCGGCCCAGCUGAGUGCCCUGUACAUCGUCCAGGAGUGCAUGGAGACGGACCUAGCUAAGCUGCUAGAGCAGGGACCACUUCCCGGUGGGCACGCCAUUUUGCUCUUCUACCAGCUACUACGAGGCCUCAAGUUCAUCCACUCAGCCAACGUGCUGCACCGCGACCUUAAACCAGCCAACGUGUUCCUCAACACAGACCAGCUACUGCUCAAGAUCGGAGAUUUUGGCCUGGCCCGAAUCGUUGACCCACACUACUCCCAUAAGGGCUACCUGUCAGAGGGCUUGGUGACUAAAUGGUACCGGUCUCCGCGCCUGUUGCUCUCACCCAACAACUACACCAAGGCCAUCGAUAUGUGGGCAGCUGGCUGCAUCCUGGCAGAGAUGCUAACAGGCCGCAUGCUCUUUGCAGGAGCCCAUGAGCUGGAGCAGAUGCAGCUGAUCCUGUAUACAGUGCCUGUGUUGAGGGAAGAGGACCAUCACGACCUCCGGCAGGUCAUCCCCUCCUACGUCAGCCACGGUUGGAGGGUCAGGAGGUCCUUCAGAGAACUACUACCUGAAGUCGAUGCAGACGCCAUAGACUUCCUGGAGCGUAUUCUGACCUUUAACCCCAUGGACCGGCUGACGGCUGAGGCGGCCCUGUCCCAUCCCUUCCUGCAGCAGUACUCGUGUCCCCAGGACGAGCCCAUGUCACCCCAGCCCUUCCGCAUAGAGGACGAGCUAGAUGAUAGCCUGGUCACGGAGCCCGGCCACAGCCACAGCCAGGCCUCUAGCUCUCACUGGGACAGAUAUGAUACCAGCCUGUCAUCAGACCUGUACUGGCAGCAGCAGGGUGGCUGUCAGUGCAUGCCUGGGGUCUCGGAGGUGGUCAACUCCAAAGAGGAGGAGGUCCAGAGAGAUCCCAGGGCAGGUUCCUACCCUCUGUUGGAGGAGGCCCAGGUGGACCCUCGCAAGUAUUCCCACAGCAGCUCUGCCGAGCGCUUCCUGGACCACUCCCACUCCUCUCUGGUGCGGGCCUGUGGGGGCGGGGCUUAUGCUGAGCUGGACUGUGGUCGCUCCUGUGACUACAAAGUGGGCUCCCCUUCCUAUCUGGACAAGGUUGCGUGGAGGGACGGCAAGCCGCAGCACUACUCCGAGCCCAAGCUGAUCCUGGACCUGUCUCACUGGAAGAGGAAUAGCCAGCUCCUUGUGCCUGAGGGGCCUGAGCCUAGAGGGGCCAGCGUGAAGGAGCUGCCUGUCGAGGAGCCACCUUGGGACCUAUUCCAGGAGAUCUCUCGCUGGGUGGAGAGCACACAGACUCGCCUGUCCUCCCCCAGCUCACCCCAGGGACCCCUGUCCUACCCCAGCCCACCCCACGGACCCCUGUCCUCCGCCAGCUCACCCCAGGAACUCAUAUCCUCCGCCAGCCCACCCCAGGAACUCCUAUCCUCCGCCAGCCCCCCAGGGACCCCUGUCCUACCCCAGCUCACCCCAGGGACCCCUGUCCUCCGCCAGCUCACCCCAGGAACUCCUAUCCUCCGCCAGCUCACCCCAGGGACCCCUGUCCUCCGCCAGCCCACCCCAGGAACCCCUGUCCUGCCCCAGCCCACCCCAGGAACUCCUGUCCUGCCCCAGCCCACCCCAGGAACCCCUGUCCUCCGCCAGCCCACCCCAGGAACCCCUGUCCUCCGCCAGCCCACCCCAGGGACCCCUGUCCUACCCCAGCUCACCCCCGCUGCCCCCUUUUCCCACCUCUCUCCCUGCCCCACUCUUUCACAGUUGUUCGCCGGUCAUACAGCCAUCACCUGGACUGGACAAGCGUCACACACUCAGCCCGCCUGCCGCGUCCCAUUCCCCUCCCUCCCUGUUGCCCUGUUCUCCCUCGUCUCCUCCACCAAUAUCACCUCUCAUUCCUUCGUCGAUUCAUGAGCCCCCGCAGACUCUUCCCUCCAGGGGGCAAGGGGGCCCGUUUGACCUAGACAUGUUCAUCUCUCGAGCGCUGAAGCUCUGUGGUCAGAGUGAGGACCUGGGGGGAAGCCCAGACGGGGCCAAACGGGCCAACAUCAAGAGGGUACCUAGACUCCCGGAGCACCGGCCACCCCCACCUCAGACUCCCAACUCCUAAUAGGACAUAGGUCCAAGUCUACCACAGAGGGUGCUGGUAGACUGUGGGAGCGGCAUUUAAGGCUACCACAGAAAGCACUGGUAGACUGUGGGAACUGCUUUUAAGGCUACCACAGAAAGCACUGGUAGACUGUGGGAGCUGCAUUUAAGUCUACCACAGAAAGCACUGGUAGACUGUGGGAGCUGCUUCCAAGGACUGUGGUAUACUUAGUAAGACUUGCCUUGUAAAAAGCACGAGUUGACUCACACCCAAAGUAAUAAGCGAGGUGCUGACUAACAGAAUAGUAAACGUUUGGAGAAACGCUCUAUAUACUGUAUACUCCCAAUGAUUACUCCCAGUGUAAAAUAGCUUUUUUUUUUACCCAUUAUCAUUGCGGUGUGCAACUUUUCAUAAGUUGCCUUUGACACUGACCCUUCUCACUUAAAUGAAUGGUGCUGGUCCUUUGGAUCAGAGCAGGAGGUGAGGAGAGAAAAGCGAGGAUCAAGAUCCGUUAGCUACAAACAACAUAAUGAGCUUCCAAUGUUUUUGCUACUGCAUACAGUAUGUCAUUGAGGUCACUGCUGUAAAUGAAUGUAUGUUUUACAGAAUCUAAUGGAAAGUAGUAAGCCUAUGUAGUAAGCCUACAUACAGUAUGUUGCUUGAAAGCAGCAACUGUACUCAUUACAAGAAUGCCUGCAAAUGAUCAACAGUUAGGUGGAAAGAGGAAAUUCCAGGUAUUGCAUAGCAAAAUCGCUUAAAGACAACGCAGCCAGCUAUAUUUGGUUAUAAUUUUGUUGAAAUGUCUCUUUCAAACAUAACCCUUUAGGUUGUUUAGAUAUCUUCUAGAUGUGAGUAACUAUAGAUCUUCCUGCAGCAAAUUCUCAAGAAGAAUGAUACGUAUAUUUUCCAUUGAGUGGGAAGUAUCUCCUAUAAUGGGUCUGAAUGUAUUUAUAGAUACACAUCUUAGCAUAAGAACAGUUAGCUCUGGUCCGUGGCAUUAGAGCCCCUUCUUCUACUAAGGAAUGUGUUAAUGGAGGAACGCGCACUAACAACCUGGACCAGAGUGAAAUAACAGUCAAAGGGAGAUGGUCUCUGGGACUCAUAUAAUGAGGUUUUACUGUUGAACACUGCUGCUGUGAUUUCAAACAGUAUGCCUUGUACAAUUGUAUACAUUGAACUGCUGUUUCAUAAAGCAUCUUCCAGAUGCCAGUAAUGGUUUGUUCACAGUUUAAGGUUAAGUACAGCUUUUGGGGAUUUAUGUGUGUGUGUGUGUGUUAUUAUUUAGCUGAAAAGGAGUUUUCUCACGGUAAUGCAGUAAGAUAUAUCUGUCUAGUACCUGCACACCCACGUUGUCAUCACAGGGAGGUAUACUUAGAACAGUGACAACACGGUAGUCAGCCUAGCUGAUAUCAAGCUGAUAACAGAAAGCCUAAGGAGUAGUCAUGCACAAGGCCGUGCAGCAAAAAGGCCACGCACUCAUCAAGCACUCAAAACUCUUUAGGCUGCACCCCAAACAAACAAACGGCACCCAAUUCCUAUAUAGUGCAAUACUUUUGACCAAAGCCCUAUGGACCCUGGUCAAAAGUAGUGCACUGUAAUUGGGAAUUGGGGUUUGCCAUUGGGGACGUAGAUCUUGUCUCAUGCUUUUACCAUUGUUACUACAAAUUCAAUGACAGCUACCGUUCCAAAAUGGUUGGAUUUCAUAAUGAUAUACUCUCGAGUCAUGAGAACUGUAUUAUUGCACAAUAUCACAUGACAUUGUAAAGCGGACAUAAUGAGCUAACAUAGUUUGCACCCUGCAAUUCCCAGAAUUGACUAUCUUCAGAGCAGAGCGAAGUUCUAAUGACAAAAGCACAUCAGACAGACAUUGCCAGGGACCAGGUUCUUAAAAGCCAAUUAGGCUUCAUGUGCAGUGACAGAUGUAAUCUGGGCAAGUCCGUGAUAUUUUACUGGUAAAAUAACAGUCAGCAAUAAUAUCAGUACCAGUCAAAAGUUUGGAUACACCUACUCAUUGCAGAGUUUUUAAUUUAUGUUUUACUAUUUUCUGCGUUA
This is a messenger RNA of Oncorhynchus tshawytscha (Chinook salmon), 5412 nucleotides long. RefSeq names its product mitogen-activated protein kinase 4. Bases 1002 to 3185 code for a protein of 727 amino acids. Lineage: Eukaryota; Metazoa; Chordata; Actinopteri; Salmoniformes; Salmonidae. Gene Ontology annotation, biological process: protein phosphorylation; cell surface receptor signaling pathway; intracellular signal transduction. Gene Ontology annotation, molecular function: ATP binding; MAP kinase activity. The transcript has 8 exons. The record is from RefSeq and is a predicted model, not a curated record. Gene Ontology annotation, cellular component: nucleus; cytoplasm.